UGUCCUGUAGUCUCUUAAACUGACUGGAAGACAGGGGAAGAAUUGCCUCUCAUACACUGACUAGCUGAGAGGACAGAGGAAGAAUAUUUUCUGAGAGGACAGGAGAAGAACCGCCUCUCACACAUUGAUUAGUUGAGAGGACAGAGGAAUACUAUUUUCUGAGAGGACAGGGGAAGAAUAUUUUCUGAGAGGACAGAGGGAGAACCGUUUCCUGGCAGCUAGGAAGAUGAGGAGGUUCCAGUCCAUGAGAUGGUUUCGUUUUCCCUGGUUAAGGAGAGAGACCGCACAGACUGAGACCAGCCCACUCAUACCAAAGACAGACACAGAUAGAGAGUUGUCAGGAGUCCUUCAGGGGAGUGAGGACAGCAGCACAGAAGAACAGGCUCCAGAACCAGGACCUAAUGAUGGACCAGAGAACCAGGGUAGAACCAGGGAGGUAGAACCCAGAGCCCAUAGCAGGCCCUUCUCCCUGAGCGACUGCCUUCUCAAGUACCUCCUGUUCUUCAGCAACCUCCUCUUCACGGUGCUAGGCCUGUUGGUCCUGGCCCUGGGUCUGUGGGGCCUCAUCAACAAGGAAUCCUUCGCUCAGGAGAAAGGACAGAUCAGCACUGACCCCAUGCUGGUGUUUGUGAUGCUGGGCUUGGUGCUGUCCACCCUCUGCCUCCUGCAGGGACAGAUAGAGGGAUACCUGAGGUCAGGUAUGCUGGCUGCCAUGGUGCGUUACCAGGAUGACCUGGACCUGAGGUUCAUCACAGAUGAGAUCCAGAUAGGACUGCAGUGCUGCGGGGCCAACAACUACAGAGACUGGCAGGUCAACAUGUACUAUAAUGGGGGUGUAAUCCAGGCUCUGUCGUAA
This is a messenger RNA of Coregonus clupeaformis (lake whitefish), 856 nucleotides long. RefSeq names its product tetraspanin-10-like. Lineage: Eukaryota; Metazoa; Chordata; Actinopteri; Salmoniformes; Salmonidae. The record is from RefSeq and is a predicted model, not a curated record. The transcript has 4 exons. Gene Ontology annotation, cellular component: membrane. Bases 227 to 856 code for a protein of 209 amino acids.